CCAAACUUAAAAUUGUCUCGGACAGUACGUUGAAACUAGGCGCUCUCUAUUUCAAAGUCAUAAAAACUGGGAGGGAUUGAGUUAUCGGCCUGUCGUAAAAGUCUAAUACAGAUAUUAAUCUUCGUGUCGAGAAAAAGGUUGAAAUCAACCGCUCUUGGGUGUACUUAAUUAUGUAAGUGUCAUAAAACUUAAGACGCCUGAUUAAAAUCUUCCUAUUCAGUAAACAGCAAUUAAACGCAUUAUUUUGAUCCGAUAACGAGACUUUGACCAUUUCAACUCGGCUAUUAUUAUCAGCACUUGUCUCUGUCGCCGUCUAGGUUGUUUCCGAUAAGAGAUGUAUAAAAGGUGGAUAGCUACGUGACGCUAUGCUGCAUUAGUUGGUGACCAGUAGGACAAAGAACCUUUAAUACGAAAGAAUUACCAAGGCAGGAGAUUCACGUGCUAAAAAUGAGAAAUCCUUUGUCACCGAAAUGGAUGAUAAAAUCCCUGAUUGCAUUUCUUUUACUUUGUGUUGGAGUUUUCUGCCAAUUAAAUGAAUCGACAUCUUCGUGGGCCAAACUCCAAAUUUCACCCAGCGAACUCUGUUCUAUGGAACACGGAAGUUUCAGAGUCAACAUUUACGAACACGCAAACAAUCAUAAGCCAACAACGACAAAUGCAAACACAAAAAAAUAUUUUUACGCGCCCAUCGCCUUGCUGAACCACAGAAGCGCCACAAAUUUCUACAACAACGUCACAAAACAGCCCGAGGUCCAUUUCCGCGUUGAAAUGUGGAACCCAAAAGUUGAGAGCAAAGUUGUCAAUCAUUUGACAAAAGUUCUCCGUCAGCCAAUCGAUUCCUAUCAGGUUCAAGUCAUCCCAUUCGACAAAGUGAUCCUGGCCAGCACGUCACCGUCCACCAGCUUCACACUGAAAUCAAAUUGGCUCCCGUAUCAACUGGACAAGUCGCUCCAGUUGACACUUUCCUGUUUCCACCAACGGGAUUGCAACCAACUGGCGGCCGCUAUGCGGACCAAACCUCAGCAAUUCAACGACUUCAAACUCCUUUUCAGUUUGUCUUCGCAGACGUCGCAAACCAAAGAGACGGUCAUCCGCAUCGACAACAUCGUCUCCGGACAAAUGAUGGCGCAAAUGUUGCAGAAAUUCAACGAAAGUACCAAAGAAGCUCUGCUAACGGCCACUGAUGAGAAGAAACUUCUGACGGAAUCGAUGACCAACGUCUUGUUAACCACUUUCGACGACUCGGACGUCGUUUCCCAAACUUCAGAGUCGACAAUCUACAACAUGUUGAAGAGUUUUCUCGUCUCUUCCAGGACCAUCAUCAAAGAGCAAAGUGACAAAAUGUGGGACUCGGUUUUCUGGAACGACGACAACUACCGACCGGACAAGACCACCAAGACGAUGAACGACAUUUACAAGAAAUUGGACAAGGAAGACCAGAAAAAGUUGAUUGACACGUUUCAAAACACCAACACAUUUGAAUACGGCGCAGGGGGUAGUGUCGUGGGUAUUGGCUCGUUCGAAUCGAGAUUCAAAACUGAACUUUCCCGCCACGGUUCGACAACAAAGGAAGACAUCAACAAACUUUUCCAGGAAAGUAAAAAUCACGGCGAAUGGGACGGGGAAAAAUUUGUUCCCAAACCGCUGGCCCUCAGCAGAGUCAAUUUGGCAAAACUGCGGGACACGCAAUCCUUCGAGGAUCGCAAAGUGAGCAUCCGCUACUCGACCGCCGUCCUGUCAACUCCCAUUCAUUUCAUACCAGACUCUGAGCUGACAGCCACGGACGAAUGGCAAGAGUUGAAAGACGAAUUGAAAGAAACACAAAAGCGUUUAUCAUACGCUUUGAAACUUUUAACGAAGAGGCGCAUCACUUUCGAAAAAUUAGAAAAGCAGCAAAACGAUACGAACGCAACUGUUUUCAAUUUAAUCAACGAUGUAAAAGAGAGAACGAGCGCCAUUGUGGACAUUGGUAAAAUGCCCUCGUCCUGUGCCGACCUCCGAAAAAUCGGACACAUUAAAAGUGGAUUCUAUUCCAUCAUGGGGAAAAGCAACAUGGAAACUGUUCACUGCAACUUCGCGAAACAACAACGCGAUCCGGAUUUCCAGAAAGUGAUCGGCUACGUCGUCGUUAAAUCAGGACCCGUUUACUUCCACGCUCAAUCGACGACCAGUUUUAAAAGUGUCAACACGGCAAUUCCCUUUGACCUGAUCAGAAUGAAUGUGGGCAAUGCCAUUAGUCCCAGUGGAUUAUUCGUAGCGCCUAAACCGGGAAAAUAUUUCUUUACUUUUUCGGGAUUGAGUGAAUGGGCUGCUCAUGUUCGAGUUGAAUUUCAGAUGAAGACUGGUUUCAAUUGGAAUUGGAUAAAAAUAGGGCACGCCUAUGGUGAACGGGAUUAUCAAACUUUGACGAUCCAGAACAUUUUGCAACUUAGCAGAGGCGACCAAAUUCGAUUGUUAUUACAGGAAGGAUUUUUGCACAGUCAGAGUGGUACUGGUACAAGUUAUGGCCCGACUACAAGUUUUGCUGGCUGGCUAAUGGAAGAGGAUAUAUUUUAAUAACCUUAAUAAAAAUCCAUUUUAAAAACAAAAGCAAAAAAAAAAUUAAAUUUAAAAAACCCAAAAUUAAUUAGUUGUUUCAGUUGACAACUCAAAUCCUCACUGGCGAUUCUUAAUUACUGCAAGUCAUAACAAAUAACCCGAUCCGAUCCCACGAAAUAAAUGGUUAAUUACCCUUUGAGUCAAGGAUGAAAAGACUUUAUGUUGU
Molecule: messenger RNA, 2764 nt
Organism: Daphnia pulicaria
Lineage: Eukaryota; Metazoa; Arthropoda; Branchiopoda; Diplostraca; Daphniidae
Exons: 6
Coding region: 448-2556 (702 amino acids)
Molecular function (GO): protein binding
Source: RefSeq, a predicted model, not a curated record